AAUCUAAUGAUUGACUCUCCUAUGAUUAGCUGCCAAAGUCUUAUGUCCUUUUAAAUCUUAACAAUUUAUUACAAAUUAAUCCUUUUUUAAAUUCUGGGUUUACUGGGAAUCUCCAAAGCAGCACCUUGCCAAACUGCUGCAACCCCAGAUCUGGUUAAAGGUGCUUGGAAUAGAGUGUGGGGUAAAUAAACAACAAUUUUUCUUAUGAAACUUGCUGUUUGGUGAUUUGGUUCUCAAUUUGUAGUACAAGAGCUGCUUGAGAUGAUGUUUUCUGUUCAGAAGUGGAAAUGUUCAUGGUCUCUGGUGGCUACAGUUGCUUCUGUUAUAGUGCUAGUUUCAGUAGUUCAUCUAUUCCUGUUUCCAGUUGUCCCUUCUUUUGAUUACUUCAGUGCCCCGCAAGUUCAGUACAAAUGUGUUCCUAUUAAUGCAUCAGCUGAAAAGGGUGCUGACCAUGUUUGGGAAAAUAUACAACCAGGUCUUGAUUUAGAUCACAGGUUUCCUUCUGACUUGCAUAAUGGAGUUGUUUAUCAUAAUGCACCAUGGAAGGCAGAAAUUGGGCAGUGGCUUUCUGGUUGUGAUGCAAUUGCUAGGGAAGUCAAUAUUGUUGAGACAAUAGGUGGUAGGCGCUGCAAAGGUGACUGCAGCGGUCAAGGUGUUUGCAAUCAUGAAAUGGGCCAAUGCAGAUGCUUUCAUGGAUUUAGUGGAGAAGAAUGCUCUGAGAGGGUACAUUUGAGUUGCAAUUACCCUAAAACACCUGAGCUACCAUAUGGGCGAUGGGUUGUCUCAAUAUGUUCUGCUCAUUGUGACACUACCAGAGCUAUGUGCUUUUGUGGAGAAGGCACAAAAUAUCCAAAUCGUCCUAUGGCAGAGGCAUGCGGGUUUCAAAUCAACUUACCUUCUGAACCUGGAGGUCCCAAACUUGCCGACUGGUCAAAAGCUGACCUAGAUAAUAUUUUUACAACAAAUGGUAGCAAACCAGGGUGGUGUAAUGUAGACCCAGAUGCAGCAUAUGCUUCAAAAGUGCUCUUUAAAGAGGAAUGUGACUGCAAAUAUGAUGGUCUUUGGGGACGUUUCUGUGAAGUGCCUGUUGAAAGUGUUUGUAUCAAUCAAUGCUCUGGACAUGGCCAUUGCCGUGGUGGGUUUUGCCAGUGCCAUAAUGGUUGGUAUGGGACAGACUGCAGUAUUCCUUCAGUUGUAUCUCCUAUGGGAGAGUGGCCUAAGUGGCUCCGUCCUGCUCAGGUUGAUAUUCCUAGUGUUGAACUCACAGGAAACCUUGUCAAUCUCAAUGCUGCAGUGAAAAAGAAAAGGCCCCUUAUCUAUGUAUAUGACUUACCCCCAGAGUUCAACAGUUUACUUCUGGAGGGACGACAUUUUAGGUUUGAGUGCGUAAACAGAAUCUAUGAUGACAGGAAUGCAACAUUGUGGACAGAUCAGUUGUAUGGCUCCCAGAUGGCACUCUAUGAGAGUGUUUUAGCUAGUCCAUAUCGAACAUUAAAUGGUGAAGAAGCAGAUUUUUUCUUUGUUCCUGUUCUGGAUUCUUGCAUCAUAACACGUGCUGAUGAUGCACCCCAUUUGAGCAUGGAGAAUCAUACUGGCCUGAGGAGCUCUCUCACUUUGGAAUUUUAUAGGAAGGCAUAUGAUCACAUUGUUGAGAAAUAUGCUUAUUGGAACCGCUCAGCAGGAAGAGACCAUGUUUGGUCUUUUUCAUGGGAUGAAGGUGCUUGCUAUGCCCCUAAGGAGAUAUGGAAUAGCAUGAUGUUGGUUCAUUGGGGUAAUACAAAUUCUAAGCACAACCACUCAACAACUGCCUACUGGGCUGACAACUGGGACACGAUUCCAUCUGAUAGAAGAGGGAACCAUCCUUGUUUCGAUCCUGCGAAAGAUCUUGUUCUUCCUGCUUGGAAACGUCCUGAUGUUACUGCCUUGAGUGCCAAACUGUGGUCUAGGCCUCGUGAGAAGCGGAAGAUGCUAUUUUACUUCAAUGGAAAUCUAGGACCAGCUUUUACAAGUGGAAGACCAGAAACUACGUAUAGCAUGGGGAUCAGACAGAAACUGGCAGAUGAGUUUGGAUCAACCCCUAACAAGGAGGGAAAACUAGGGAAACAGCAUGCAGAAGAUGUGAUUGUGACUCCUCUUCGUUCUAAUAACUAUCAUGAGGAUAUAGCCAAUUCUACUUUCUGCGGUGUGCUGCCUGGAGAUGGUUGGAGUGGUCGCAUGGAAGACAGUGUUUUGCAAGGAUGCAUUCCUGUGGUUAUUCAGGAUGGGAUCUUCCUGCCUUACGAGAAUGUGCUCAACUAUGAGAGCUUUGCUGUUAGAAUACAUGAAGACGAAAUUCCAAAUUUGAUAAAGAUUCUACGGGGAAUCAAUGAAACAGAAAUAGAAUUCAAGUUGACCAAUGUACAGAAAAUAUGGCAGAGGUUCCUCUAUCGCAAUUCUAUUUUGCUAGAAGCUGAAAGGCAAAAAACUCUUUUUGGCCGAGUGGAGGAUUGGGCGGUUCAAUUCUUGCAACAAACUGAAGAUGACGUCUUUACAACAUUUUUACAGGUUCUGCACUACAAGUUACAUAAUGACCCUUGGAGGCGGCAACUUGCUCACCUUAAAAAGGAGUAUGGAGUACCACCAGAAUGUUUGAUAAGAACCAAGUGAAGAGCUAUAAACUAGCAUACAUAGCAUGCUGCAGUCCAAGAGCUGAAGUGUCCAGAGCAAAUGUACAUGAAUCAACAUUUUAGCUUCUAGCAAAGGAUUGAGUUUCAGAAAACUGUGUUAGAGCUUAAAAGUGUGUAAAACCGGCCAGCAGGAUAUCGAUAAGAAAGCUGGAUAUCCCAAGGCAUGCCAAUUCUUGCAAGGUUCUCAACCAAACAGAAGUGGAUACAGAAUACAGGAUUUUGUUACAAUUUUUUAAGAAGAGUAUUUAAAAGAAUAAGAAAGAAGGAAAGUUUUAUGGGGGAAGUGAUGUGGGGCUGAGGGGGUGUUGGAAUAUACAAGUGCAUGUUAGCAAAGAGAUGGGGGAGUUGAACCCUUUUUUCGUUUUGUUUUUCAUUUGUAAGCCAGACUUCAUUUUUGUUUUUUAUUUGUAAGCCAAACUUCAUUUUUGUCUACACAAACAUUGUGAAUUGUGGUA
Molecule: messenger RNA, 3121 nt
Organism: Theobroma umbraticum
Lineage: Eukaryota; Viridiplantae; Streptophyta; Magnoliopsida; Malvales; Malvaceae
Product: exostosin family protein
Molecular function (GO): glycosyltransferase activity
Source: RefSeq, a predicted model, not a curated record